Argiope bruennichi is the source of this 973-nucleotide messenger RNA. RefSeq names its product pyridoxal phosphate homeostasis protein-like. The record is from RefSeq and is a predicted model, not a curated record. Gene Ontology annotation, cellular component: intracellular anatomical structure. Gene Ontology annotation, molecular function: pyridoxal phosphate binding. Lineage: Eukaryota; Metazoa; Arthropoda; Arachnida; Araneae; Araneidae. The transcript is spliced from 8 exons. Bases 63 to 788 code for a protein of 241 amino acids.
UCGAAAUAAUUGCGUUUCAGUUUUGAGUUGUGAUUCAAUCGCUUUUUCGAGUUUAAUUUCAAAUGGAACAACCUAUCGAAGAAAAUAUACAGAAGGUCUUGAAGCUAAUUGAAGAAGCAAAAGCUCGCCGUUCACCUGCAUUUACUCACGAAGUGGAACUUGUGGCUGUAAGCAAAAAGCAACCAAUAUCUUCUAUUGUCCGUACAUAUGAGUGUGGAAUUAGAGAUUUUGGAGAAAAUUAUGUGGCAGAACUUCAUGAUAAAGCAGUUGAUGAAGAAAUUGUACAUAACUGUCCUGAAAUUAGAUGGCAUUUCAUUGGCCAUUUGCAAAGUAACAAAGUUUCCAAACUUUUAGCAUGCCCAAACUUAUUUAGAAUUCAUACCAUUGAUUCUGUAAAAACUGCUGAUUUUGUUCAGAAACAUUUUGCAAAAAUGCCAAAUAAACCACCAUCUUUAAGCAUUAUGAUUCAAGUCAAUACAAGUGGAGAACCAACUAAAAGUGGAGUUACACCUGAUGAUGCAUUGGAACUAGUUGAGCAUGUGAUUAAUAAAUGUCCAGAUUUGAAGUUGGAUGGCUUAAUGACUUUAGGAGCUCCUGAUCAUGAUGUUACAAAAGGUCCUAAUCCUGAUUUUGUAACUCUUCAAAAGCUGAAGGAUACUAUUGAUGCAAGAUUUGAAGAGAAAGUCAAUUUAAGUAUGGGGACAUCUGGUGAUUUUGAGCAUGCUAUUGAACUUGGUAGCAACUGUGUUCGAGUGGGUGAAAAAAUAUUUGGACCAAGAAAAUAUUGAAUGAUAGCUGAAAUGUUGGAUGAUGAACCCAAAAUCUUCAAAUAAUUCUUCAUGUUCCUGUUCUGUUUCUGAUCGAUUCAUUAUUUAAUGUGUGUUUAAUUUUUUACUGAAUUAUUACAUUUGUUAAGGUUUCCAUUUAUAUAUAUAUAUAUAUAUAUAUAUAUAUAUAUAUAUAUAUAUAUAUA